AAGGCAGAGAGAGGCAAACAUACAGGCUCUUGGAGCAGCAAGGCUGCCUGGUGCCUGGGGACCUCCAUGUGCUGCUGAGAGAGUGUUGCAGCCUUGGACAGCCACAAAUCUGUCCAAAGCAAUGGGUCACACUGGCAGGCACAAGGACCAAGAAUUGGUUUGGAGACCUCCAGUGUGAUUUGCUUCUGCUGCCCAGGCAGUGACAGCCCUCAUUGCUGAAAAUCCUAAUACUCAAGUAACCUUUUUGCUUAUGGUGCAAAAAGCUGUUUUCUCUUCUCUCUGCCUUUUGCAGCUGACACAAUAGAAAACUUGAUCUGUGCCUUGCUCCCUCAGGUUUUAUUGAGGAAACCUUCCCCAAACCAGUUGUAAUUUUAUUGAGGAAACCUUCCCCAAACACCAGCCGUGCAUGUGCAGAUCACUCUCUUAUGCUGAGGAUCAGGUAGGUCCCUCUCUCCUCUGGCUCUGCAUCCUGGAGAUGGCUUCACUCAAGGUCGCAGUGGUUGGGGCGGGAGUCAUCGGCCUGUCCACAGCACUGUGCAUCACAGAGACUUGUCCCAGCUGCUCUGUGACAGUCCUUUCGGACCAGUUCAGCCCCAACACAACGAGUGAUGUGGCAGCUGGGAUGCUCAUCCCUGACACCUACCCAGACACACCAAUCCACAGGCAGAAGCAGUGGUUCAGAGAGACCUUCACUUACCUUUUUGCCAUCAGCAACUCAGCCGACGCAUCAGAGGCUGGCAUUCACCUGGUCUCUGGGUGGCAGGUCUUUAAAAGCACUCCCAAGGAAGAGUUACCUUUCUGGUCAGAUAUUGUGCUGGGAUUUCGACCAAUGUCCGAAGCAGAACUCCAAAAGUUUCCACAGCACCAAUUUGGUCAGGCCUUUACAACACUGAAAUGUGACUGUCCACCCUACCUGCUGUGGCUGGAGAAAAGGUUGAAAGCAACUGGUGCCCAGAUGUCCACCAGGAGAGUAGCAGACUUGUGGGAGCUGCACAGCGAAUAUGAUAUUGUUGUCAACUGCACAGGCGUGGGAGCCCACCAGCUGGUGGGGGACAAGGAGCUCUUCCCUGUCAGGGGACAAGUCCUCAAGGUCCACGCGCCUUGGGUGAAACACUUCAUCCGGGAUGGGGAUGGCUUAACGUACAUCUAUCCAGGGAUACACAGGGUGACCCUGGGGGGAACCAGGGAGAAGGGGAGCUGGAGUCUCUCCCCUGACCCUGGCRCUACUAGAGACAUCUUUGACAGAUGCUGCUCCCUUGAGCCCUCACUGCGGGCAGCUCAGGGUGUGGAGGUGAAGGUGGGCUUGAGGCCAUCCAGGCGGUGCGUGAGAGUGCAGAGGGAGAUUUUGAGCCAAGGAGGAGUUAAGCUYCCGGUGGUCCACAACUAUGGGCAUGGGGCAGGUGGCUUUUCAGUGCACMGGGGCACAGCCAAAGAGGCUGCUCAGCUGGUGGGAGAGUGCAUUUCUGCUCUGCAAGGCUCCUCAUCGAGGGCCAAGCUUUGAAUCCCAGAGGUUCCUUUUCCAUUUACAGCUAGUGCUGCAUCUCCUAGUAGCAGCUCAGACUUUUACUUCAUUACUGGAUAGAAGGGAACUAAAUCAAUAGCUUGUUCCAUUGCAGAUGCUCAGUGGUGUCUUCUGCCACCUUGAAAAGGCAUGGUGUGUUGAUCCAAGCUGAUCACCUCCAUCUGGCAUAGUUUCUGCCCUGGGCAUUUGUCCUAGCCUCAUGUGAAGACAAGAUACAUCAAUACUCUUUACAUAACAGGGAUGAGAUUGCUGCAGUAUAAUAGAAAUAACGUAAAUUUAGCAUUUCUGCAUCUACAUCUAAAGGGUGUCAGAUGCACUAGGCUCAGGUUCAGUAAAAAUGAGUUGUCUCCUCUUGUACCAGAUGUAAUCCAGAGCUGCCCUUGCUUCUGCCAUCUUGCUAAUGAAUUUUGUUGUUGUCUAUAUGAUUUAGAGGGAAAAGAAACCCCGCCACAGUGCUGCAUUACAGUGCUCCACGUCAGCCCUUACAGAAAGCAAUGUUAGGUCGCUGUCACACACAGACACCAGGCAAGUAUGAUUUUCAGCAGCAGGUCUGUGAUACCGMUGGCUGCAUUUGCUCGUAUUGCAGCUUAGGGAACUUGAAAUUUCUGCUAAUAUUGCCCCACAGGAGCUACAGUUUUGCUCAUCUUUUCUCACACUUGUUUGCAAAUCUGCUUUUUUCCUUCAAGCCCCUCAGGUUUUGCUCUCAGACACUGAUGAUUUCCCCCAGCCCCUUCCCUCCUCCCCUGCAUAGAAACAUUGACAUGGCCUUUGUUCUACAGAAGGGGAGUUUUCAGAGUGGAUUUGAGAACGCAAUAUCCCUUUUCUGCUUCACAUCAACACUGCUUUCCUUGCAACAGCUGAUAUUAAUAAAUUGGAGACACACCAACAAAGAUUCUAACACCAGAAUCGGUUUCAUAGAAGAGCCAUUURACACUAGAUAAACACCCUAAAGAGAAAUUUGUAACUGGACAAGCUCCUCUGCUGUAAGAAAGCUGAGUCACCAGAGCCCAGACCCUCUAACUCCGUGGCAGAGGCUGUGUUGGGCUUUACACUCCCCCAAUUCAAGCCCUUUGAUGUAUCUGAAGACAAUCACUCUCCAAAAUUGGAUCUUACCAUCAAAGUGCAGGUCUGACUGUUAGUGAUUAAACCACUGAUUAGAUCUUAAAUGGCUCACUUAAGAGUGUUAUCAUCCAUUUUUUGUCUAGCUUUUUUGUCCUUGGAGUUACAAAACCAUUAAAAAUCCUUCAAUAAUUUCAGUGAUUAAAAUUAACUGAUAAGUAAAGUUCUAAUAAUGGAGCAAAGGUCACUUCUGUAGUGUUUCCUUUGAUAAGCAAGGGAUUUUCUUUCAUUUGCAAUGGUCUGACAGGGCCAAGAAAGGCCACAUUCAUCCAUGGCUGCCAACUCCUGCUGUUUUCAGGGGGGACGAAGGCAGUUAUCAUUUGCAAGGGACAGCUGUCAGAAGAAACACCACCAAAUUAAAUUAUAGGUCAAUAAGCGCCUGGGACCAGMCUAAGCCAGCCCUGCCUUCAGCAGCCUUGUCCUCUUUUUCUCAGCUCUGAAGGCUAAUUUUGCAUUCCCUCCUUUGUCACCCCCAUUUGUCCUUUCCAGUGGUAUGAGAGGGCAGAGCUGCUGCUUUUGGCAGCAAUGUUGGCAUAGGGCUUGUCAAACUGCAGCUUUGUCCUCAGCAAACCUAGGACAUAAAAAUACAUGGAAAAAGAACAUAAGAAUGGGCUCUUUUUUCUUAAUCUUUAUUUUAAUCUUAAAAAAAUAGCAGUGUAACUUACCCUGGAGCAAGAGACACUACUAAUGCUAGUAGAGUGAUCAUCGAUCAUAAGAAACCAAAGCUGCGCUUGUAUACUUCUGCUCUGCAGGGCCAUGGGCUUUCUUGUAAUCUGCUUCUAAAAAUUGUCUGGUUGAUAAAGUGUCAGAAUACAUUUGGCUGCAAAGCCCAUCAGUCUGGUCCUAGCUCUGGCCAUAGCCAACARGGGGGUGGCCACUUCUGGCCUAAGGUCCUCCUCACCUGAGGGGUAGCUUAGUGUUUCAGAUGAUUUGUCUUCCACACAGUUGUUGUUUUGGUCCUAAAACUAUGUAUGGUGCUUCUGUACCCCUCAAUAUCCUGUGAAAACAGGUUCUGUAAAGGAAAAAACUUCUUUGUCCAGGAGCAGAGCUCCUUGCCUUCAUGGUUGUCUUGAACCUGAAAACAUCAUCUGAUGUCCCUUUCUUGCAUGUUAUGAGGUAGUGACUAGUUAUUCUCCAUGGMCCCUCUGGAGUUUAUAAAGCUCCACCAUACUCCUUCUUGGACUCCCCACCUUGAAGAAUCUUGGUUUACAUAAUACAUAAUUKCCUCACAUUYACAAGCCCUGAUCCUCAUGGGGACAUAUCUGUUGAAGGGGACUGCACAGUAAAGUGUAAGCAUUCCAGGAGGUUCCUUCUCCAAGUGACAGAACAGCCAACAAGGAGAUGUGCUGUGCUGGACCCUAUUCUUACCAACACAGAGGGGCUGGUGUCCCAAGUGAAGACAUUCGUCUGCAGUCAGUAUUGGGGCUGGUGCUGUUAAACAUCUUUCAGUGACACGGACUAUGGGAUCAAGGGUACCCUCACCAACUUUGCCAAUGACACCAAGCUGUGGGGUGCAGUGGACAUGCUGGAGGGAGGGGAUGUCAUCCAGAGGGACCUCAGCAGGCUUGAGAGAUGGGACUGUGCAAACCUCAUGAAGUUCAAGGCCAAGCACAAGAUCCUGCACCUGGGUCAGGGCAAUCCCAAACACAAAUACAGACUGGGCAGAGAAGGGAUGGAGAGCAGCCCUGAGGAGAAGGACCUGAGGAUCUUAGUUGAAGACUAGUUCAACAUGGCCCAUCCAUACGUGCUCACAUGCCAGGAAGCCAACUGUAUCGUUGUCUACAUCAAAGCAGCUUUGAGGGAGUUGAUUCUGCCUUGCUCUCUUUUCCCAUCUGGAAUGCUGUAUCCAGCUCUGGGGGCCCCAACAUAAGAAGAAUGUGUACCUGCUGGACAGAGUCCAGAGGAGGGACACAAGGAUGAUCAGAGGAUGGRAGCACCUCUGCUAUGAAGACAGGCUGAAAGAGCUGGGGUUGUUCAGCCUGGAGAGGAGACAGCUCUGGGCAGAGGACAGUACCUAAAGGGGGCUGCAAGACAAAGGGACUUUUUAGAAGGGCAUGUAGGACUAGAAGGAAUGGCUUUAAAAUGAAAGAGAGUGGAUUUAGAUUAGAAAGAAAUUCUUCACUGUGAGGGWKGYGAGGCCCUGGCACAGGCUGAGAUGUGAGUGCCUUAUCCCUGGAAGUGUCCAAGCCCAGGUUAAAUGGGGCUUUAUGCAGCCUGGUGUAAUAGAARGUGUCCCUGCCCAUGCCAGGGGGUGGAACUAGAUGAUUUUUAAGGUCCCUUCCAACAUCAUUCUGUGACUCUAUGGUCUCUCUUCCCUUCAUAAUAUAUUAAAAUGCUUUAYAGUUUUUAACAAACCUUUAAGGGACAACCUCAUUCCAAGAUACCUGUYCUUAGAGGUACUAGCUGUUUCAGAGGCCGCUGCUGAGGCUGGGUAGUGAGGUUGUCUUCCUUCCAGCUCAGCCAGGUGUUUUUCUCUGCUGUUAGCUACAAUGAUUUUCACCUGCCAUUACUUUGCCCASACUCAUGAGAUGGUUUUUGCAGCUCCUUGAGGAGUUUGCAUUUUACUGCCUUGACUAAACCYGUACCACCAGCAGAUCAGUCAUUUGCCUGAUUGAUGUCUCUGUGGGUGAACCCUGGCCCUACCACUAUCCCUGUAAGAUGCAAGUGGUGUCUUCUCUCCACUGUGAAGAACGGAUGAUUUAUCCUUACCUGGUCUCUCUAUCCUGUGUGUAGCUGCUGACUCAUGAGAGGAUCUUACCUCUUAUUGCAUGCUGGAUUAGGCUUCUUAAUGGGUCCUUGGUGACAGAUGUUAUUAAGGGCUUUCUGGAAGCUGAGCAGAUCAUACCGAGCAGAUCGCUCUCAUCUGCAGCUUCACAGUUUCCUCUGAAGCCAUGAGAGGGUGGUGGAGCACAGCUUUAUGGGCUCUCACUGCAAAGCUCUGCACGUUCUUCUCUUAGCCUGAGUCUCUCCUUGCAGCUCUUCUUUUACUAUGGCUUUUGCUGUUUGCCUGCCACAGGUGUCAGGUUUAGUGGCUUGCAUUUCUCYAGAUCCCUUACAGCACUUAAAGCAGUAUCACAUGUCAUCCUCUUUUUCUUCCGCUGUUUUCAGUAAAAGCUUAUACAGUGGCUCUUACAGUGCAACAAUUUCCAUUGGCAUUCCUUUAAAACMCACGAGUGAGUAACAGCUGUUUUCCCGAAUUUGUUACUAUCCCUUWCAUCUAUUUGUUCUAAAGCCUCCUCUAGUGACCCUUCAAUCUGAGGCACUUCCCUGCAUUAACCCUUUAACAAAUGGGUCUGCCGUGGGAAUUUCACUAAGCUUUGCUGUKCUGAAUGCAGACACACGUAAUCUGUUUGGCCGUUGUGUUAGGAUGUGUUUUCUUUCAAACUCCUUUGCCACCCUGAUCAUCUGCUGACUUCACACCCUGAUCACCUGCAGAAUCCUCCAUCAGGSUCCCUGCUCCUGCUAGGAUGGAGGAGGCUUUUUGUCUAGCAGCAAGUUAUUUCCUUCCAAUAUUUUUUAGUCUUCCUUUCUGUUUCUGCUUUCAAUUUGACAGAAUUCAUGUCCUUUUCCUCAUUUGGAGGGGAUGUAUUUUGGUUCUUUCUSAUGUAAUUUUUAUCAUGCUAUUACAAUGACCCAGUAAUUAUAUUCUUUCAGUAACAUGUCUGGCAUUUCAAUACCCUUAUAUAAAAAUUGAGAAUUUGAAAGCUGUAUCUUUAUUUCUACAUUCAUAGCAACAGAAGCAAACAUACAUUCAGCCUGAUUGCUCCUGUGUCCCAUUAAAAGGAACUUUAUUUAUCCACAUUGCACCUUGCUGUUUCCCCCUUACUUUUGGUUAUAAAGAGGUCAAAAUGAUAUAUCUAAAGAAUGUCAUCAUGAUCCCUCCUCCUGUCUCGCUCCUCACUUCCCUCAGUUUUUAGCCUGAAAUUCCAUUUUUAAAUCUUUCUCACAGAGGCUUUUCUCCUUGGCUAAAGUCAUGCCACACAAAGACUGAGAAUUCUAUUCAGAAACCUCAUCUUUUUUUUUUCCCAGAAGCUUUCAAUUUGCCAAGAAUAUGUCCUAAUAUUUUGGGGAUAACUGAAUAUUGCUCCAUUAUGCUUCUCUAGGCAUGGAAAAUUUAAAUAAUAUAAAAUAUAUCCUAGAUACAUAGUGAUGCUGCUAACUAUACACCUGCCCACAAAGGUGAGUCACAGUAUUUCAGUAUUUCAAGCCAUCUCACUGACAGACUUCUUUCAGGCAGAUCAAGUUUGUUGAGAUGAGUCCUGUCUUGCUUCAGCUGCCUGGCUCUGGGUGUCAGUCUCUGGCAGGAUCUCAUCAGCCAUCYCUGAGUUUCUGUUCCUCACUCAAGACUUUUGCCAGGAGCUGAAGCAAAGAUGUGGCCUCUGUUACCUCUCCAGCUCCAGCUGAAGCUGAGCUGGCAGCUGAGGAAUUUUCAAAACUCCGUUUUGAUCUUAAAUCUGUCAGUGUUGCUGCAUCAGCUCUGUAGUUUUCAUCUGGAAUCACAGAAUAAGUGUCAGAAACACUCACACAUGGGAGAGGAUUAACAUUAAACUUCCCUGACCUCACUGUGCUGAUGAAAGGUGCCCUCAAAGAAAGACUUAGCUGUCACCUGUGCAAAGCAUUCCAUCCCUGCACUAUUCCUUAAGCCCAUACGUGUCUGGACAUAAGUUAUCCAAACUGUACUUGAGUAUUUCCUUCUUAUCCUCACUUUCUGAUCUGCAUUGAAGAGGCACCCCUGGCAGAUGGCAACCAAUCUGUUACACUCACAUGGAGCUUCAAAGGUGUAAUUGUGGUAUAGAAAGAGAACGAUUAUAUUUUGAGACAUUUUUCAAUCCUUGCGAUUCCAGGCAGCAGAUGGGAUGUGUGAUGGAUUUUAGAGCUUGAGCACAAAAUAAYAGUUUUCUGCAACAGGAAAUUUUGUUGACUUUCUUCACAGAAACAAAGCCAUAAAGUCAUGUURUCUCAAUAUAGGCUUUUGCCUCUGUUUAAAAUAAAUUUCUGGAAAAUACCAGAAAAUUGGCAUUCACCAUUCAUUUCCAUUCUCUUCCAGUCGAGRACUAUUGAGAUAAACCUCAAAUUCAUUAGGAAUAAAUGUAGCAAUUAGAGAUAYCAUCAUGGCCUGGACCGAGAUUUUUAUUGUUUUCACAGCAAUCAAGUAACUAUUGUUCCGUUGUASGCUGCUCUAGUUUAUCCUGCUUUAUUCCCUACUUCCCACCAGAGGGAGAUGUUGGAUCAAGCAGUUGCUGAAAAAGCCCGCACACUCCAUCUCAAAGAGCAAAUGGUGUGAUGCUUAAUUCAGUGGAAAUCUGCGUGCCUGUCGGGUUCCCACAUAACUAAAAGGCUAGGGGGACUUGGGUGCUGCGAUAGAGCUUUAAAAAACGAUCGUGGACCGGUUAUUUAUGGAGAACACUUUAAAAAAGUACAAUAAAAUGUGAAGGCAGAAGCAUACCAGAAGUUGUAGUCAACUAAAAAUAAGGAAUUAUUAUAAAAAUAAUCCUAGACAAAGCUGCUGCUAUAGCAGCAUGUCCCAGAGCUUUUUUCCCCACCAAAAGGCUGGAGAGGAAACCUCUGUCUUGGGUAGCCAAGUGUCCUCAGUUCCUCAUGUUGUGGGUUCUUGGGGACCCCCAGUCCCUCAAGAUGUGCCUGGGCUGGACAUCCCGUGGGGUUGUCCCUGUGGAGCUGCAGCCUGGCCCAUGGGUCYRCUGGCUCCUGGYCAGGCUCAUGGUGAGCCCAGACACSACUCUGGGUGCUCAGGUAUUAGAAAUUACUGCUCUUUCAAGGUCUGAAAUUGACUGGUUUCUUUCUGGGAAAUUUCCCCCCAUGUCUAUUUUUCUCAGUGAAACAUAUUUUGGAGAAGGAAAAGCAGACAUGAAUCAAAAUGCAGCCUUAUUAAGAAGGGGAAGGGCUGGGGGAAAAAGAAAAGGGGAAGCAACUGUUCUGGAAGUGAGCAACAUCAUAGAAAUGGUAUUUCCAAAAGUAAAAGCAGUU
Malurus melanocephalus (red-backed fairy wren) is the source of this 8626-nucleotide messenger RNA. RefSeq names its product D-aspartate oxidase (gene DDO). NCBI's taxonomy places the organism in Eukaryota, Metazoa, Chordata, Aves, Passeriformes, Maluridae. Gene Ontology annotation, molecular function: FAD binding; D-amino-acid oxidase activity. Bases 407 to 1501 code for a protein of 364 amino acids. The transcript has 5 exons. The record is from RefSeq and is a predicted model, not a curated record.